This is a messenger RNA of Nycticebus coucang (slow loris), 736 nucleotides long. Its product is annotated as galectin-1-like. Gene Ontology annotation, molecular function: laminin binding; carbohydrate binding. The transcript has a single exon. Lineage: Eukaryota; Metazoa; Chordata; Mammalia; Primates; Lorisidae. The record is from RefSeq and is a predicted model, not a curated record. The coding region runs from base 250 to 693 and encodes 147 amino acids.
AAAAAGACCACAAUUUAUUCAUUCUCUUGGUGGAUCUUUAAAUUGUUUCCAUUAUUUUUCUCUUACAAACAAUAUGAAAAUAAACAUUCUUGUACAAGCCUCCUUCUGAGAGUUAUAUACCCAGGUGUGGCAUCACUAGGUUGCAUCAUAAGUUUCAAUCAUCUUGAAAAGAAUUUUUAUGUUGAUUGCAAAACAAUCUGACUAGUUUCUUAAAAGAAAAAGACUGGGGUGGAGUCUUCAGAUCUUCAGAUGGCACCGGUCCUCGAACAUCCUCCUGCUUCAAUCAUGGCUUGUGGUCUGGUCGCCAGCAACCUGAAUCUCAAACCUGGGGAGUGCCUCAGAGUAUGGGGCGAGGUGGCCCCCAACACCAAGAGCUUUGUGCUGAAUCUGGGCAAAGACAGCAACAACCUGUGCCCGCAUUUCAACUCCCACUUCGAUGCCCACGGGGAUGCCAAUACUAUCGUGUGCAACAGCAAGGAUGGUGGGGCCUGGGGAGCUGAGCAGCAGGAGGCUGUCUUUCCCUUCCAGCCUGGAAGUGUCUUGGAGGUGUGCAUCAGCUUUGACCAGGCAGACCUGACCAUCAAGCUGCCAGAUGGUUACACAUUCAAGUUCCCUAACCACCUCAACCUGGAGGCCAUUAACUACAUGGCAGCUGAUGGUGACUUCAAGAUCAAGUGUGUGGCCUUUGAUUGAAGUCAGCUGGCCUGUGACCCCAAUAAAGGCAGCUGCCUCUGCU